This is a messenger RNA of Daldinia caldariorum, 2171 nucleotides long. RefSeq lists its product as uncharacterized. NCBI's taxonomy places the organism in Eukaryota, Fungi, Ascomycota, Sordariomycetes, Xylariales, Hypoxylaceae. The record is from RefSeq and is a predicted model, not a curated record. The transcript has 3 exons. The coding region runs from base 188 to 1618 and encodes 476 amino acids.
CCUCUUUCCCGGACCGGUCCCCCUGUCAGCGCUCAAGUCGAGACCGUUGAAUCACGACCCCAUAGACUACACGUCAGACAAUCUUUAUUAAAAGCUUGUGUCGGUGUCAGCACUUGAAAGAAUUUCAUUCUCUUGAGACAGAGUUACAGUUGCCCAUUACACAAUACUCAAAAGGCAUAUCGAAAGAAUGAAGUACGCUACCAUUGGUGCUUUGGCCUCCGUGGCCGCCACGGCCGUGGCAGACAAGACGGACAUGACCUUCGCCGUCCUCCAUUUCACCGGUCAACAAAAGUUCUUGACCGAAGGUCCCAUAGAUCCCGUCGUCAACCCCGGAACGCAAGCUACCCAUUAUCACAGUAUUAUGGGAGGCAGCAACUUCGGCCCGAACACUCGAGGUGACGAUCUUCUAAAUUCUAAGUGUACUACGACUACUAUCAAGAAUGACAAGAGCAACUAUUGGGUUCCCUCUCUCUUCUUCCAGGACCCUAAGGAUGGUACCUUCGAAAAGGUUCCCCUGUUCUACAUGAACGUAUACUACUUCUUCGAGCCCACUAACGGCACUAUCGAGCCAUUCCCCGUUGGCUUGAAGAUGAUGAGUGGUGAUACCAACACCAGAGAUCCUCCCAAGUUCGGCGGUGGAAGCAAUGUUGACCCUACCCGGGGUCCGAUCCAGCCCGUUCAAUGGACUUGCCCCCGUCAGAGCUACAACCCUCCGUCUUACCCCGUGGACUCGGACGGAACUACGGCCGGUCUACAGGACCCCAAUAACCAGGGCGCAGGUGCUGGUUUCCCCCUUUAUGACUGUGAUGGCACUUACUCUCCCCUUCGUCAGGACAUCCACUUUCCUUCUUGCUACAACCCGGAAGUCGGUCUUGAUGAUUACAAGAACAACGUGGCAUGGCCUACCCCUGUGAACGGACUACUAACUUGCCCUGCCGGAUGGAUCCACAUCCCUCACCUCUUCUACGAAGUCUAUUGGGACACUCCCUCGUUCAAGGACAGGUGGACCCCCGAUGGAAAGACUCAACCCUUCGUCCUCUCCAACGGUGAUGCUACUGGAUACAGCUCGCACGGUGACUUCAUCUCUGGUUGGGACCAGGACACCCUCAAGACCAUUAUCGACACUUGCAAUGUUGGUACUCUCGGCAUGGAGCACUGCCCUAACAUUCCCGGUGGUGUCAACACCGACCAGGACUGCACCAUUGAGCCUGCUAUCGGUACCAUGGUGAAGGCCUCCCAGAAGCUCAAGUCUCUCCCUCUCAACCUUCCUGUCACCGGUUGGGGCAAGGGCGGUUCUUCCAGCGGUUCUGGUUCUGAAUCUGGCUCGUCCUCGUCGGAAUACUCUGCCUCUUCGACUUCGGAUUCAACCUCUGCCGGAAAUGUCUUUGUUGAACAACCCAGCUCAUCCGCCGAGGCUGCUGCCCCUGCCGUCACCGCUGCCGCCGUGGCCCCUGCCGAGCAGGGUAACCCUAACGUCGCAACCGUCUGGGAUACCGUAUACGUCACCGAGACCACCACGGCAGUAGUCGAGCCUACGCCUGCUGCCCGCCGACGCCGCGCUUCGCACGGCCACGACCACAUGAAGCGCCACCAGCACGGCGCUCACGGCCGCCAAUAAACAGCAAGCGAGUGGCCAGCUAUCCAGUUGAUUAUUUAGUUCUAUGUCCGUACACGACUUUCUAGGGAUUGCGUGGCGCUGUCGAGGAUUGGUCGCAUCAUAGAGGAUCCAUGGGAGGGCAUGUGAUAUACAGGAUUGUUUGCGAUUUUGCUUUUAUUAUUUUUAUUCUUGGACAUGCUUUUUUGGAUAUGAUAAGGCAGAGAAGGAGAAGGAAAACGUCCCUCCGAGAUAUACACAUCAAGAUCCAGCUCCAACAAAAACGCUUCGCUAUCUUGAUCCGAUACCCUUACCUUACUUGAACCGGGGAGGCAUACAUAAAAAUUGGGCGGUCAAGUAUGUGGUAGUUGCUCUCGCGAGGACUCCACGUAUGCUGUGCGCGCACGCUCAUGUUCGCUUCUUGAUGUAAUUAUAUUCAUACCUAACCUAACCUAUUCAUAUGCAAAAACUACGAACAUGAUUGUUCGAUUUUGACCUAUAUAUAUAACUACCUACUGCAUAGAACAGAGUGAGAGAAUAACUCUAGACUUAAGUUUUUUUUUAGUUUUUGCAUUUU